This is a messenger RNA of Scatophagus argus, 1176 nucleotides long. Its product is annotated as complement C1q subcomponent subunit A-like. NCBI's taxonomy places the organism in Eukaryota, Metazoa, Chordata, Actinopteri, Scatophagidae. The record is from RefSeq and is a predicted model, not a curated record. The transcript has 7 exons. Gene Ontology annotation, molecular function: protein binding. The coding region runs from base 174 to 929 and encodes 251 amino acids.
CCUGCUGAUUUUGUAUUCUGUGUGUGUGUGUGUGUGUGUGUGUGUGUGAGUCUCUCUUCAGUCUAAUAAGACAUCUUGAUGUGCUCACCAAAAAGAGGAAAUUCCAUCCUUUCAUUGCAGCUCCAAAUCUCUGCUGGUGAGACGUAAAACUCGGCUGUCCAGGAUUUCGGACCAUGGGAGGUUAUCACAGGCUGGAGGUUCUGGUGGGCGUGGCCUUGUUCCUGACCACCGGUCAAUGUGAUGUGGGCUGUGGAGGCACAGACGGCCGCCCAGGAGAGGCGGGGAUCCCCGGCAGAGAUGGACGAGCCGGUGUGAAGGGAGAGAAGGGAGAGCCAGCUGUGGUGGCCAGCGGUCCGGUGGAUACGGCCGCCAUGCUGAGGCUGAAAGGGGAAACUGGGAAUCGGGGCAAGCACGGCGACAUGGGUCCUAAAGGUUACCGUGGAGAAAUAGGAAAACCGGGUCUCCCAGGAAUGCCCGGACGUCCCGGUCCUGAUGGGCAGAGCACCGACCAAGGACAACAAUCCCUUCAGCAGGCCCACAGAGCCUUCUCAGGGACGAGGACUGACUCCAGUUAUCCACGGUUUGGCAAGGUGGUGACCUACCAGAAUGCUGGGGUCAACACACACGGGGACUUCAGCGCAGCCACAGGUUACUUCACCUGCAAAAAAGCUGGUGUUUAUUACUUCACCUUCACCUCUGUUGCCAAGGUCAGCAUGUGUCUGUCUAUAGUCAAUGGGGCGACCAACAACAGGCUGGGAUUCUGUGAUUACAACAGGAACACUGAUCAGGUGCUGACUGGGGGCGUGGUCUUAGAGCUGACAGUUGGACAGAAGGUUUGGCUCGAGUCCUUCAGGGACCAGCAGAGAGACAGUGAGACUCACGACACCAAUGAAAAACUGAUCACCUUCAGCGGCUUCCUGCUCUUCUAAAAUUAAGAAUAAAGUUCAUUCAGCGCUGAAAUCAGACCGCACGUCCUGAUGAUUUUAGCGUCUAAACAAGUCUGAAUGCAGUUUUUCACAUUACGGUCGUGUGUGUGGUUUUCACGUGAAGCCACGUGUAACUCUGGAUUCGUUCACCUGAAUUGUUUCCUUUGUGCUGACUCAUGUUAACCUUUUGUAAAUGUUGACUUUGAUGUGAAUGCAACUAAAACAAAAUAAAAAAUUAUUAUUCAAUGUG